AGGUGAUGACCUUCUUUCCGCGAUAUAUAAGCGUCGGCAUGGAGUAGAGGCCAUAGAGAAGUGAAGUCCGAUUGCCGUGGAAAUACAUAUUAUAUCACUGCUGCCGACCGCCUACACCUGGGUGACAACGUGCAACCAUGAGGUUACUGAUACUUCUGGGAUUGGCGCUGUGCGCGGUGGUGUGCCUUGCCGCUGACGACUACCACUACGAGAGACCGUACAACCCGAUCUUCUACAGUCUGAAGCGGCAGGAACUUGCGAAGAAGCUGAAAUUCGAUCGCGUUCAUAAGAAGAGUACCACCGGCAAGACGGAGGUGCACCACCACUACUACGUGCACGGACAAGGCGGCGGAGGAGGAUACGGCGGAGGAGGAGGAGGAUACGGCGGAGGAGGAGGAGGAUACGGCGGAGGAGGAGGUGGUGGAUACGAAGGAGGCAACCAGGGUGGUAGCUACGGAGGUAACCAGGGCCGAAGCUACGGAAGCAACCAGGGUAGUAGCUAUGGAGGAACCCAGGGUAGAAGUCAGGGUAGUAGCUAUGGAGGAACCCAGGGUACAAGUCAGGGCAGCAGCUCUGGAGGAACCCAGGUUACAAACCAGGGCAGCAGCUACGGAGGAACCCAGGGUAGAAGUCAGGGUAGUAGCUAUGGAGGAACCCAGGGUACAAGUCAGGGCAGCAGCUCUGGAGGAACCCAGGUUACAAACCAGGGUAGUAGCUAUGGAGGAACCCAGGGUAGAAGUCAGGGUAGUAGCUAUGGAGGAACCCAGGGUACAAGUCAGGGCAGCAGCUCUGGAGGAACCCAGGUUACAAACCAGGGUAGUAGCUAUGGAGGAACCCAGGGUAGAAGUCAGGGUAGUAGCUAUGGAGGAACCCAGGGUACAAGUCAGGGCAGCAGCUCUGGAGGAACCCAGGUUACAAACCAGGGUAGUAGCUAUGGAGGAACCCAGGGUAGAAGCCAGGGUAGUAGCUAUGGAGGAACCCAGGGUACAAGUCAGGGCAGCAGCUCUGGAGGAACCCAGGUUACAAACCAGGGUAGCAGCUACGGAGGAACCCAGGGUACAAGCCAAGGCACCAGCUACGGAGGAACCCAGGGUAGAAGCCAGGGCAAUAGCUACGGAGGAACCCAGGGUAGAAGCCAGGGCAGCAGCUACGGAGGAACCCAGGGUAGAAGCCAGGGCGCCUGA
This is a messenger RNA of Priapulus caudatus, 1184 nucleotides long. Its product is annotated as keratin, type I cytoskeletal 9-like. The coding region runs from base 138 to 1184 and encodes 348 amino acids. NCBI's taxonomy places the organism in Eukaryota, Metazoa, Priapulida, Priapulimorpha, Priapulimorphida, Priapulidae. The record is from RefSeq and is a predicted model, not a curated record. The transcript has 4 exons.